CAUGUUGACCCCAAAACACACAAACAAAAUGCAAAACAUAAAGUAGUUAGGGAUUCCAGUCAAAGUUAACAAACAACCCAUUAAUAUUAAACCACUCCAUCAUUAUGAUUUGUGAACAUUUCCUCCAAAGGAAGCUGUUUUUAAUUCCUAAUGAUGAGUGCUCACAUUAACCCCUCUUUCCUCUUUGCUGCACUCUUGCUUUCCACUGCCUUUUUAGCCACCGUGGCCGGCAGCGGCCGUCGGAAUGUUAAGGCGCAGCAGGAGAAGGAUAGGAUCAUCAAGCUCCCGGGGCAACCACCAAAAGUGAACUUCUCUCAGUACUCUGGUUAUGUUACUGUGGACAAAAGAGCAGGCCGAGCCCUCUUUUACUGGUUGAUUCAGGUCCCGGAAAGGAGCCGGCCCACUUCAAAGCCAUUAGUAUUGUGGCUCAAUGGUGGGCCGGGCUGUUCAUCAAUCGCUUAUGGGGCCUCCGAGGAAGUGGGUCCCUUCCGGGUUCGAUCGGACGGCAAAACGUUGUCUUUGAAUCCGCACGCCUGGAAUAAAGAGGCAAACUUGCUAUUUCUCGAUUCGCCGGCGGGGGUUGGAUUUUCGUACUCAAAUACGUCGGCGGGUUUGUACACCGUCGGCGACAGGAGGACAGCUGAUGAAGCUUACACAUUUCUGAUGAAAUGGUUAGGGAGGUUCCCUCAGUACAUGCACAGGCCGUUCUACAUCGCCGGAGAAAGCUACGCAGGUCAUUACAUUCCUGAAUUAUCUCGAAUUAUAGUCCGCCGGAACAAGGGUGUGCAGAAUCCCAUUCUCAAUUUCAAAGGUUUUUUGUUGGGCAAUCCUCUUAUAGAUGAUUAUUACGAUAACAUUGGAACAUAUGAGUACUGGUGGAACCAUGGCUUGAUUUCGGAUUCUACAUACAAUCAACUCAAGAAGUCAUGCCCACACCAAUCUUUCUUGUUCCCUCGAGGUGAAUGCUGCAUUGCCCUGACUCAGGCUUAUAAUGAAUUCGGAGACAUCAAUCACUACAACAUUUAUGGCAAUUCUUGCUCUGGGAUUUCUACUCUGAGGCAGAAUUUGAGGCAACCGUUGCCAUGGACAUUCAGAGGGAAUGAUGAAUGCGUCGUAAUGCACACCAAGAAGUACAUGAACAACCCUAGAGUACAGAAGGCUCUUCAUGCCAAUGUUACUCGGAAAAUUCCUUAUCGUUGGGCAGCUUGCAGUUCUGCUACCAGGGGAAAUUGGUCUGAUUCUCCAAAAUCCAUGCUUCCUAUCUUCAAAGAACUUAUAGCAGCUGGUAUUAGGAUCUGGCUAUUUAGUGGUGACACGGAUGCAAUUUUGCCCUUAACUGCAACCCGGUAUUCAAUUAAUGCACUUGAACUCAAGACUUCUGGAGAUUGGUAUGCUUGGGUGGAUGAUCAAGGAGAGGUUGGUGGUUGGAGCCAAAUAUACAAGGGUCUCACCUAUGUGACGGUGAGGGGGGCAGGGCAUGAGGUUCCUUUCACUCAGCCUCAACGUGCCAUGGUAUUGUUUAGGUACUUUUUGAGAAACUUACCCAUGCCAGCCCCUGUUGGGUAGACUUUCUUUUAUUAAUCAAUACAGAAUUUUCAUAUAGUUAGCAAUAGAAACCAAAAGUGGGCUGGGAAGAAAAUUUUCAAUUUCUGGGAGAUUACAGUCAUUCGUUUCGUCAGCAGUACUUGCAUUUGUUAUAUUGUACUGUAUUCAUCAAAUAAAAGUGAAAUUGUUUG
Molecule: messenger RNA, 1736 nt
Organism: Rubroshorea leprosula
Lineage: Eukaryota; Viridiplantae; Streptophyta; Magnoliopsida; Malvales; Dipterocarpaceae
Source: the annotation of a GenBank genome assembly